CCUAACGCAAGCAACGGAGUGUGUAAGGCACAUCCGGGUGUCGGAGGCAGAAGGCCGGUUUUAGGGGAUUCAGGAGAGUAUCCUGGGAAACAGGAGCAGGGCGCCAAUUCCAAGCCAGAAGCGCGAGCACCUGUACAGCACCAGGUUGAGACUGCGCACCAGCCCAGCCCUCGCCUUGGAACCCCCUACCGGGUCGCUUUGGGACCCACCAGAAGAAAGCAGAUCGCCCUCCUACUUGCUGACAUGAUGCUGGCCGCCCGUCUCAGACCCCUGUCGCAGCUCCCAGGAAAAACUCUAAGUGUCUGUGACAGAAACAGUGUGACAAGACACACACUCUUGUUUUACCCAGACUCUUUCACGGCAACCACCCGUCGGACUUAUGCCAGCGAGGCAAAUGAGGCGAGCGGCAAAGCUGUUCUCAUCACAGGCUGCGACUCCGGAUUUGGGUUCUCUUUGGCCAAACAUCUACACUCAAAAGGUUUCCUUGUAUUUGCUGGCUGCUUAAUGAAGGACAAAGGUGAUGCUGGGGUCAAGGAGCUGGACAGUUUAAAGAGUGACCGCCUGAGAACUGUCCAGCUCAAUGUCUGCAACAGCGAAGAGAUAGAGAAAGCAGUGGAGACCAUCCGCUCCGGCCUGAAGGACCCUGAGAAGGGAAUGUGGGGCCUGGUUAACAAUGCAGGCAUUUCAACAUUUGGAGAGGUGGAGUUCACCAGCAUGGAGACGUAUAAGGAGGUGGCAGAAGUGAACCUCUGGGGCACGGUACGCACGACAAAAUCCUUCCUCCCCCUUCUCCGGAGAGCCAAAGGCCGUGUUGUUAAUAUCAGCAGCAUGCUGGGCCGCAUGGCCAACCCAGCCCGCUCGCCAUACUGCAUCACCAAGUUCGGGGUAGAGGCUUUCUCUGACUGCCUGCGCUAUGAGAUGCACCCUUUGGGCGUGAAGGUCAGUGUGGUGGAGCCCGGCAAUUUCAUCGCUGCCACCAGUCUGUAUAGCCCUGAGCGUAUCCAGGCCAUCGCCAAGAAGAUGUGGGACGAGCUUCCCGAGGUUGUUCGCAAAGACUACGGCAAGAAGUACUUCGAUGAGAAGAUCGCCAAGAUGGAGACCUACUGCAACAGCGGCUCCACAGACACCUCCUCUGUCAUCGAUGCUGUCACACACGCCCUGACUGCCGCCACCCCCUACACCCGCUACCACCCCAUGGACUACUACUGGUGGCUGCGAAUGCAGAUCAUGACACACUUGCCGGGAGCCAUCUCUGACAAGAUCUACAUACACUGAAGAGGCUCCUGUGUCCUCUGCCACGGGAUCUGGUGGGAGGGGGAAGGCUGAGGGGAGGGAGUUCAUACGGUUACCUUUUGAUGACUUGCUAUGGAACAUCCACGGUCGUAGGAAGACUUAUCUUAGCAUUAACCUUACUUGUUCACGUGGUGGUAGGCCUUCACAGAUGUGGGGGUCACAGGUGGGUGACCCUAAGCCUCAAGGCCAACAUGGUGCUUCUAUCUAGUUCAAGUUGAUUUUAUACAAAGAUUUGUGGGAAAUACCUUUCUAUUAAAAACAGAUUAUUAGACUAGUAUCCAAAAUCAUUUCUAAGCCAAAGCAUCUGUUCAAAAUAUUUAUCCCAUUUAAUCCUUAAGCUAGUCUCACGAGUAAAAAGAACAGAUUUUUUUUUCUUGUGUGCAGGAAGAAUUUGCAGCUCCGUGGCACGUGGGUGCAAUGAAAUACCCCUUCCAUUGCACCCAGGUGAUCCUGCUCGUGCUUGGGCAUUGCCGUAAGACUCACCACAUUGUGUUCCAGGGACACCUUGGACCCAUUGAUCCCUGAACCCUCUUACCAGCAGAGUGUCUUCUCUUGAGACAGUCACACCAGGUGCUACUGUGUGUUCUCUGCCCAUCCAUGGCACUGUGCGACUGGUGGCCAGCAGCCACUGACUCUCAGCUGGCUAGGGAUGGGAGAUCUAGAGGUUGCCAGCUGAGGUUUCUCCACCAUCUUUGAAGACUCAGGUUGGGUCUGGGCAGAGGUGCUCUUUGCCUAGGAAUAUGGUUUGGUUUCGCCUUGGUGCUAUCCUUGGGGCUGUAGACAGAUUAGCAGGGCCAAGGCUGGGCACUGAGACAUCUCCCUAGCAAUGGGUCUGGGUACCUACUGUCUCAUGUGCUUAUGUGGUGCAUGCUCACUCGCGCGCACAGACACACACACACAGACACACACCUGCUCCACAGGACUUCAGGGUGGUCACCUCUCCUUCCUACUGUAAACAUUUUUUAAUUAUGCUGAGACACUGCUAGGCAGUCUGUGUUGCCCAUCAGGAAGGUUUGAAUUUGAAGGCUGCCUGUCCCUCUAGUUGAUCAGGGUCUGGGUAUUUGGAUCCAAACCAAGUACUGCCUUCUUCCUGGUGGUGUCAAGCCGUGAGCUAGAGAGUGCCUUUUGUGGCAAAAUCCCGACCUGCCACCAGAGGGAGCCAUGCCUCCUCGGCUAGAGUCUGCUCAGGCGUUUUUUCUUCCACACAAGCUUGAGGUCCUCCAAGAGCGUUUGACCACCUACUUAGACACUGCCUGGGAACAAAGAAAGAAGCAAAGCCCCUUUAGAAACGGUGAUCCUUACACUCCCAAGCAGCUGUCUGGCCUAAACCCGGAGCCCAGUGCCAGGAGAGAGCAAAGGAACCUAGGCAGCUAGACCAGGCUGCCGGGUGCAGCCUUUCUGAAGCUAAGAGGGUUCCACAGAGAGCAAAUUCAGCUUGCCGUUUGGGCUUUGGACCGCUCCGGAUUCAAACAGGGGUACCCGGUUCCAGCCCCUGUGUUCAGGCAAGACAGAUAGGGCCUGGGAGGGAAGGAAAGAGGGAGGCGGGGCCUCAGGGUCCAGAGAGCUCCCUCCCAGCAGCGAGCCCACGGCACCAAGCCGCUUUUGUACUGCAGUGACUGUUUCCAGCUGGAGCCUUCAGGUGGCGUUUUUACAUCUUGGAGAAUUUGUUUUCGUGCUUAAUAAAGAGAUUGGUUGUAACA
Microtus oregoni (creeping vole) is the source of this 2993-nucleotide messenger RNA. It is a transcript of the gene Bdh1, whose product is annotated as 3-hydroxybutyrate dehydrogenase 1. The coding region runs from base 244 to 1275 and encodes 343 amino acids. Gene Ontology annotation, molecular function: oxidoreductase activity. NCBI's taxonomy places the organism in Eukaryota, Metazoa, Chordata, Mammalia, Rodentia, Cricetidae. The record is from RefSeq and is a predicted model, not a curated record. The transcript has 7 exons.